Molecule: messenger RNA, 1344 nt
Organism: Stereum hirsutum FP-91666 SS1
Lineage: Eukaryota; Fungi; Basidiomycota; Agaricomycetes; Russulales; Stereaceae
Exons: 5
Coding region: 1-1344 (447 amino acids)
Cellular component (GO): cytosol; COP9 signalosome
Source: RefSeq, a predicted model, not a curated record
AUGGAUCAGAAACUCUCUCAGUUCAACGCUCUUAGUCAGAAAGACAAAGGCCCAGCAUACCUCUCUCUCCUUUCCGAUAUCUACGCCAACCCAUCCUCUUCCGACAUCGCAAGCAACAUCCAUACAUUCGUUGACUAUGUCCUGAACCACGAGACCGCAGGUGUCAUCGUCGGUCGACAAGUCUUCUCCGAGCUCGUCAAGAAUCUUGGCGAGGGGGCUAUCCCAGACACCGAGCUUCGAAAGCGAGUCGUAGAGGACGUCUUGGCCACACUCCAGCCACGCAUUGCUAGCUAUGAAGAACAGGUCAACAGCCUGAAGUUCCAGCUGGCCGAUCUACUUGAGGCUGAAGAGGAAUGGAAUGAAGCCGCUCGUGUACUCAUGGGAAUAUCACUCGAAGGCCAACGGACACCAGACGAGGACAAACUUCGUGUCUACAUCCGUAUUGUGCGUCUCCUACUAGAAGAAGAAGAAUCUGUUACCGCCGAGAGCUACUACAACCGCGCCGCAUCCCUCAUCCACUCCACCAGCGAUAGAGAAACACUCCUCGCAUAUAAGCUCUGUCAGGCCAGGAUCGGUGACUACAGCCGUAAAUUCAUUGAAGCCGCCACUCGAUAUCAUGAACUCAGCUUCGUUGGUGAGAUCGACGAAGAUGAGCGGAGACACAUGCUCUCAGCAGCGGUAACUUGUUCCGUCCUAGGACCCGCAGGUCCCCAGCGCUCCCGUAUCCUCGCCUCCCUCUAUCGUGACGAACGAACAUCCGACCUCCCAACCUACAACAUCCUCUCCAAAAUGUUCCUCGACCAUAUCCUACGCCCCUCUGAAGUCAAAGAAUUCGAGAAAACACUCAAACCACAUCAACUCGCCAAAAUCUCACUCUCCACGAACGACAGACUAGCAUCUGCUAUCCAAGGUGACGACGAACUUUCGGGCGACAAUGUCAGCACCCGGACGGGACCAUCUACUGUUCUCGAUCGUGCUGUGAUGGAACAUAAUGUCCUCGCGAGCUCAAAGAUCUAUAAUAAUAUCACAUUCAGAGGGCUCGGAGCGCUGCUGGACUUGACACCGGGGGCUGCAGAGACUAUGGCGCGAAAGAUGAUCGAGCAAGGACGACUGAAGGGCCACAUCGAUCAGGUGGACAAGUUGAUUUGGUUCGAGGCGGGCAAGGAAGAGGACGAUGCGCAGGGCAAAGCCGGUGGACUGGGUGACGUUGAACAAGUUACGGAAGACACUGGUGCACCGUUCACGAAACGUUGGGAUCUGCAAAUUCGUACGACAGCCGCCAGCGUUGAGACGAUGGUACAGCACCUGGUGGAGAAAGGACUCGUGGUGACAGCAAAAGCGUGA